AUGUGUCUGAGUGUGGAUCCUCUGAAGGUUUUUCCUGCCUGCCUGGGAGCAGAGAUGCUGCCUCUGGCUGGUGUUUCAGUGUCUGAGCCGCUGUGCGACCUUCGCCUGCAGUGUGUCAGCCAUGCCCCGCAGCCCGCGCCUGAAUAUGGAUGCCGGGCUCUCUCAAAACGCCUGGCGUUCCUCCUGCUUUCCCACUUCCUCUCUCCGACUUCGCUUUUUUUCACCUUCCACAUCACCUUCAAUCACUUCUUCUGGCAUGAUAACCAACCAACCCAACCACCCACCGACCGACCAACCGACCCAACCACCCACCCACCGACCGACCAACCGACCCAACCACCCACCCACCGACCGACCGACCACCCGACCAACCAACCCAACCACCCACCAACCCAACCACCCACCCACCGACCCAACCACCCACCCACCGACCGACCAACCACCCGACCAACCAACCCAACCACCCACCGACCCAACCACCCACCCACCGACCGACCGACCACCCGACCAACCAACCCAACCACCCACCAACCCAACCACCCACCGACCGGCCGACCGACCGACCAACCGACCGACCACCCGACCAACCAACCCAACCACCCACCAACCCAACCACCCACCGACCCACCAACCGACCCAACCACCCACCCACCGACCAACCGACCCAACCACCCACCGACCGACCAACCGACCCAACCACCCACCGACCGACCAACCGACCCAACCACCCACCCACUGACCCAACCACCCACCCACCGACCGACCAACCACCCGACCAACCAACCCAACCACCCACCCACCGACCCAACCACCCACCCACCGACCGACCGACCACCCGACCAACCAACCCAACCACCCACCAACCCAACCACCCACCGACCCACCAACCGACCCAACCACCCACCCACCGACCACCGACCCAACCACCACCGACCGACCAACCGACCCAACCACCCACCGACCGACCAACCGACCCAACCACCCACCCACUGA
Xiphophorus maculatus (southern platyfish) is the source of this 993-nucleotide messenger RNA. RefSeq names its product extensin-like. The record is from RefSeq and is a predicted model, not a curated record. Lineage: Eukaryota; Metazoa; Chordata; Actinopteri; Cyprinodontiformes; Poeciliidae. The transcript has 3 exons. Bases 1 to 993 code for a protein of 330 amino acids.